Dracunculus medinensis (Guinea worm) is the source of this 1776-nucleotide messenger RNA. The record is from the annotation of a GenBank genome assembly. Lineage: Eukaryota; Metazoa; Nematoda; Chromadorea; Rhabditida; Dracunculidae.
AUGCACACAGCAGUCGACAAUUCAUUUUACAAGAUUAAAAAGUUUAUACAAAAGACUUAUACAAGCUUAUAUAAGCUAAUUGGUACGAAAGAUGCGCCCCUAAAAAUGCCCCUAAAAAUUACUUAUGCUCAAAAUAUACUUAGCGUACCGUCAAAACAACUAUGGGUAUCAGAUCGAAGACUUCAUGUCUUGCGCCCUUUUUAUUCUCUUCGCAUAACGCCAACAUUACCUCAUGAUUCCGGAUUGUAUCAGUGCCGUUUGGAAACAGAUCCUUUGUUUGCACUUGCUAUGUCCACUGGAUCUAUCCUACUCAUUGUUAUGGGUAAGCAUUGCAUAGUUCAAGAUACUAUAUUUAAGCCAAUAAAAUAUGAGAAAGAGAGACGUAUAUAUCAUAAACUUUAUGUUUCCGGAAUGGCGAUGGGAUACACCACUGCAAACGAUCUAAAAAUCACGAUCGUGCGUCCACUAUCUCCAUCGAAGCCGGAAAUAUUAUCAGUAACGGAAAGAUCUGUAACACUUUCGUGGAAAAUUUCUAGUUCUCAAGCACAUAAGCCUAUUCUGCAACAAGCAGUUUUAAUAAGAAGGCUAUCAGAUAAGGAUGAAAGAAUAAUGACGCUACAAGGCAAUAAUACGACAGCAGUAAUAUCAGGAUUGAUGCCAAUUACUCAAUAUGCAUUUAGUAUUAGACUUCAAAAUGCAGCUGGGAUUAGUGAAUUCAGUCCUUUUACACUGCAGACUACACUCGGUGAAGCAUUAUCAUCUGCACCUAAAAUUCGAAGUAUCCAAAAUACGAGUGAUGGCUGUAUUAAAGCACUUUGGGAACAACCAGUGGAUCCAAAUAAUUCUCUUAUUGGAUAUAGGAUAAUGAUUCACCGUAUGAGUACCAAAACUAUGCGUGAAUGGUAUAUUAAAAGUGAUGAGCAUGUAAUAUGUGGAUUACCUUACAAUUCAAAAUAUCAAAUAAGUGUUGAAGCUGAUAAUGGAUAUGGUUAUUCACCCAGUGCUUUGGACACUUUUUAUACCGAUGAAUCAAUACCAGACGGACCGCCAGAAAAUAUAAAAGCUCAGGCUUUUUCUUCAAGCACAGUUGAAGUUAGUUGGAAUCCUCCGAAAAGACCGAAUGGUAAAAUUAUUGCUUAUCAGAUUUAUAUCAGAUUAGAGAAAGAAGAACAACCACUGAGGCUAAAAAUUCAUGGAAUUACUAGCAUUAACAAAAUUUCAUACAAUAUAUCUGAUCUCCAACCAUAUAAGACGUAUGCAUUAAUGGUAUCAGCAUUUACAAAAAAAGGUGAAGGAGAUCGAAGCAACGAGAUUUUCGUCACAACGGAUCAUCAAACUCCAUCGCCACCAGAAAUUUCAAAUAUCACAUUUAAUUGUAAGGAUACAGUUACCGUUUACUGGAGUGAUCAGUCAGAACAUAUACAUUUUUAUUAUUUAUUACUCGAAGGAAAUUCACAGCAUUUUUACAAUACUACUUCAAAAAUGGCAAAUUUACAGAGAUUAACGAAACAUUUACGAUAUUCCGUAAAGGUUUCAUCAGUAAUUCGAAGUAUUCUCAAUAAUUCAAUGCCAAUAUUUAGUCAGUGGUCAAAAGAUGAAAUAUUUCUUAUCGAUGAUCAGUGCAAAUUAAAAUCUUCAUUAUGUUCGUCUCCACUCUGUGAGUCAAUAAUACUGCCUUCUGUACCAUCAGUUUCACUACCUGUAACUAUUUGUGCCUUCAUCGUCGCUAUUAUACUUUCUUUACUUGUUGUUCUGAAUGUGGAAAAAAAAUUGUGA